Molecule: messenger RNA, 524 nt
Organism: Vicia villosa (hairy vetch)
Lineage: Eukaryota; Viridiplantae; Streptophyta; Magnoliopsida; Fabales; Fabaceae
Product: probable polyamine transporter At1g31830
Exons: 1
Coding region: 34-444 (136 amino acids)
Biological process (GO): transmembrane transport
Cellular component (GO): membrane
Molecular function (GO): transmembrane transporter activity
Source: RefSeq, a predicted model, not a curated record
AUAGAUUUAUCUGUUACUCUCACAAAUUCUGGCAUGGAACCCAACAUUGGUGAAUAUGUUCCACCAGAAGAAUCUUCUUCUGUUCCAAAACUAGUCAAACUAAAAAAAGUUUCAGAUAUACCUCUAAUUUUCCUAAUCUUUUAUGAGGUAUCAGGAGGACCAUUUGGUGUAGAAGACACAGUAAGAGCAGCAGGUCCAUUGCUAUCUCUUGUUGGUUUCUUAGUUUUUCCACCUAUUUGGAGUGUUCCUGAAGCCUUAUUAACUGCUGAAAUAGGUACAAUGUUUCAUGAAAAUGGUGGCUAUGUAGUUUGGGUUUCAUCUGCAUUAGGCCCUUUUUGGGGUUUUCAGCUUGGUUGGAUGAAAUGGCUUAGUGGUGUAAUUGACAAUGCUUUAUACCCAGUUAUACAAAAUCAAUCACAUAUCAUUGGAUAUUUUUAUGAUUAGAAAAAAUCAAGCACAUAUUAUGUGGCUCCAAAUCCAAAGGUUAAUAAUAUUCACUUAGCAUGUUUUGUUAGGCCUAUGCU